UCAAACAUGGUAAUUUGUACGGGAGCAGCGGUUGCCACGGUAAUAACGGGCGGGGCGGCAGCUGGGCCGAUAGCGGCUGGUAUAGGAUCUGCUGCAGGGUCUAGCGCCGCAGUUGCGGGAACCGGUGCUGCGGUGGGAACGGCUGUCGGUGUUGGAACCGCUGGUGGAGCAAUAGCGGGAGCGGGGGUUGCAGGAACGGCUGCCGGUGCAGGGAUUGGUGCUGUGGCAGGUGGGACGGCGGCAGCGGGAGUUGGCGGCAGCGGAGCCGGGUUAGGAGCUUUGGUAGCCACGGUUGGCACCGGUGGCUGGGGCUUGCUAGCUGUUGGUACCAGUGUGAACUCUGAAGAUGGUCACACAACUUAUGACUGCUGGAAGCCAGUGGUACAUGAUACAUCAACUAAACAAUCAUCUGGAAUGCUACUGAAAGACAUGAUUUGCCAUUCUAACGUUGCCAAAGUAACCAUGACAACGGGCAUCUGUACUGAGCUUCCCAGUAUCGUCAUUGAAAAUAUCUGGAACGAAACGUUCGAGAUUCAGUAUCUGGUGUUACACAACACUGGGAAGAUAGCGUGCCACGCAAAACCCCUUCAUGAAUGAAAAGCCCAGGUUAGAUUAAUUUUAAGAAUAUA
Molecule: messenger RNA, 629 nt
Organism: Mercenaria mercenaria
Lineage: Eukaryota; Metazoa; Mollusca; Bivalvia; Venerida; Veneridae
Product: PE cleavage protein A-like
Exons: 2
Coding region: 7-597 (196 amino acids)
Source: RefSeq, a predicted model, not a curated record